AUGUCGCUGGCGCGGUGCGGCGGGGUCACCCCCGCCCCCGCACGUCAAAGCGUGCGCCUUCGAACGAAAUCAGCGCGCGGACAUCGAGCCGUCGUCCCGCGCGCGUCCGUGAACGACGUCGUCUUACAAGCGGGCCCGCUUCUGUUGCCUCUCGUGCUCUCCACGGGGGCGGCGCUGUACCGCGGGUGGUCGAAAGCGCGUAGUACAUCUGGUGAGGAACGCGCGAACCCGCUCGCCGCGCUGCCGCCGGGGAUGUGGCUCGGGAUCGGCGGCGUGUGGUGCUACUGGCUCGCGAGUCAGUCGGGAGUAUUCUGA
This is a messenger RNA of Micromonas pusilla CCMP1545, 315 nucleotides long. RefSeq lists its product as uncharacterized. Bases 1 to 315 code for a protein of 104 amino acids. Lineage: Eukaryota; Viridiplantae; Chlorophyta; Mamiellophyceae; Mamiellales; Mamiellaceae. The transcript has a single exon. The record is from RefSeq and is a predicted model, not a curated record.